This is a messenger RNA of Annulohypoxylon truncatum, 1521 nucleotides long. RefSeq lists its product as uncharacterized. The coding region runs from base 1 to 1521 and encodes 506 amino acids. The transcript has 8 exons. NCBI's taxonomy places the organism in Eukaryota, Fungi, Ascomycota, Sordariomycetes, Xylariales, Hypoxylaceae. Gene Ontology annotation, molecular function: nucleic acid binding. Gene Ontology annotation, cellular component: nucleus. The record is from RefSeq and is a predicted model, not a curated record.
AUGGAGCACGCCAGAAGUUCCAUACCCUUCGGCGAAGGCUCUCGGGCUACCUUGAAUGAUACUGCUCGAGCAGUUACGGGUGGCUUAUCAUCAAGACUACAGAUGAUGAAUAUAGGUGAAGUAUCGAAGAAGGGCAUGGAGUUUUGUGCCUGGAAGGCCAUUCGAGCUUUCCCAUAUGCCUACGGUAACAAACAGAAUCAAGAAUUGGUAGGAGAGACCUUCAACUUGGUCUUAUUUAAGAAUCGUUCUUGGGAUGCCUACUAUCUGUCUGACCCAAGCGGACUUGGCAGAGAUCCCCUUCUCCUGGUUCCCACUUCCCAAUUCAAGGACUUCCUCAAUGUCGUCAGUAACCAGCUGAACCUACCGCUCUCCAUUCCAAGGGGCCAGGCGGGUGAGAAAUUCUCCCUUGCCUUUGGAAAUUGGGGAUUACCUCUUCCUCACUUUUUGGGUCGCGCUCGGAGCCUCGACGAUUUAGAGCGGCUCAAGAACCAAGCCAAAGGGCUCCCCAAAGAUGACUUAACAGGCCUGAACGCGUCUGCCUUGGAGGUCUUCAAGAACAAGAUGGAGGAGAUACACAAUUCCAUUAAGUCAGGCAAGAAAAAGAAGAACCCCGAAGCGACUAGAAUUAAGAGGAUCGAGCGCCAAAAGGGUUACGGACGAAUGAUCAAACGAUCACAGAGGUACCUCGGACUUCUCCGAGGCCGCAAUGAGUUUGGGUUUGGAUUCAAUCCUGGGGCAUCGAUGGCAACAUGGGACGUGGACAAGCCAGUUCCGUUCCAAACGAAGGAUUCGGUGCGAUUUGUCUGUGUCGAUGUUGAGGCGUGGGAGAGGUCAAGACAUGUAAUUACCGAAGUAGGAUUCGCAGUCCUCGAUACCGAGGACACAAGACGUAUCCCGCCGGGUAAGGAUGGUUGUAACUGGUUUGAGUUGAUCAAAUCCCGCCAUUUCGUAAUCCGAGAGCACAUGGACAAGAUCAACUCGACCUAUGUCCAAGGAUGCCCUCAACUGUUUGGGUUUGGCGUUUCUGAAUAUGUCUAUUCCAGGGAUAUUGCUCGGAUGAUAGGUACUAUUAUCGGAGACACGGAAUCCGAGGAUAAACGGCCAGUCAUCAUGGUCGGGCAUGACAUGGCUCAAGAUCUCAAUUAUCUCACGAAAGUUGGGUUUAACGUCUGGCGAGUGCCGCACUUUACGGACGAGAUAGACACGAAAUCGAUGUUCCAACGUCUUCGGAAGACGGCCAAUGGCCGUGGCCUUUCCACUGUUUGCGAGGAGUUAGGGAUACCAGGCUAUAACUUCCACAACGCAGGGAAUGAUGCGACGUACACACUCCGUGCCAUGAUAGCCAUGGCGGUGCAACAAGCGGCCAAGGACUUUUCAAGACAGGGGUAUAACAAUGCUAUUGAACCAGGGGACGACGAGUGGAGCGACGGUGCAUUAGACGAUGGAGGUCAACCUCAAGUAUCGUCAGAGCCGGUUCCGAAUACAGCUCACCUUCCGCCGAGAGCACAAGGAGAAUGGUGA